Paramecium pentaurelia is the source of this 144-nucleotide messenger RNA. NCBI's taxonomy places the organism in Eukaryota, Ciliophora, Oligohymenophorea, Peniculida, Parameciidae. The record is from the annotation of a GenBank genome assembly.
AUGCAAGUUCAAUCUAAUGAAAAUAAAUUAAUGAUAUUUUAGAUUCUUUUGGAAAAUGAAGAUUAACAUUACUUAGGUAUAUAAGGGGAGGAUUGCAAAAUUGUACGACCAUUAACGGAUAAUUAAUUAAUAGAAAAGCAAUGA